This is a messenger RNA of Siniperca chuatsi (mandarin fish), 2758 nucleotides long. RefSeq names its product FAST kinase domains 2 (gene fastkd2). The transcript is spliced from 11 exons. Gene Ontology annotation, biological process: mitochondrial RNA processing; regulation of mitochondrial mRNA stability. Lineage: Eukaryota; Metazoa; Chordata; Actinopteri; Centrarchiformes; Sinipercidae. The coding region runs from base 558 to 2579 and encodes 673 amino acids. Gene Ontology annotation, cellular component: ribonucleoprotein granule; mitochondrial matrix. Gene Ontology annotation, molecular function: RNA binding. The record is from RefSeq and is a predicted model, not a curated record.
AGGGGGAUUAAAUAUGGCAGCGCACAUAGCAAGAAGCAGCGUGUGAGAAUGCUCGAUAACAUGAAUUGGACUAUCUAUUUGAUUUCAGUGUAAUGUAACUCUGCGUCUCUUCGCUAAACAGCCUUUUCUGCCAAAUGUCACAUGAUCCAGCAAGUGCCAUGUGUUACUUUGUGGACAAUUGUUUGUAUGUUUCUACGGUUAGAGUAAUAAGGUAGGGGGCAUCACUUAGCUAACCUUAGCUAAUGUAAGCUAGCCAGUGUUUUCAUAACUUGAAGGAGGUCUGUUGACCUUGUUGGCAGGUCGUUGUACGUUGUAAUACAUUAUUUGUACUAACUACUUACAUAAUUUAACAGUCUAUGCAGCCUAGAAUGUAAAGUGGAAACAGUCGGAUAAUAAUUGUUGCCAUUACAUUGAUUCCAUCUACAUAAAUUGCUGAAUACCUGACGUCUUUGUUGUUAGUUGGUAGCUAUUAGUUAGCUAGUGCUGAAAUUAAGGACGCCAUAGUGUCUUAUUUCCAUUUUCACCCUUUUUUGCGUCCCCUAAGUUAUUAGAGAACAAUGUCUGUCUGGAUGACAGAGGAGGUCAUGAGGUGGGGCCUGCGCUUUUGCAGCCGCAGGUCUCUAUGGCAACAACGCAGUUUCCCGGUGACAACAUCAAUCAAAGACACAUCUUUCCCUAGUCAACAGUUAGCACACAUAUGGGGCACAAGGCAAAGCCAGACAUGCCUGGCUAGGAGUCUUGUCAGUUCAGUGAGGUUUUACUCACAGGAUAGGAUCCACAAUGAGGACUUGGAAGAGAAGGAGCAUCUCUCUUCUCCACUAGCACUAGAGUCUGCGCUGCCCGCUGAGAGCCAAUCUGAUGAGACCGCCUCAAGGCAGAGACAGAGGAGGUCCCCUUUCUUGGACCACCUGCGGCGCUGUGGCUCCCCAUCAGACGUGUUAGACCUCACCUGUCAAUACUCGCCCACAGUUCGACAGGUCAGCAACUCCCUUACCCACAUGUGGUCCACCACUAAGAAGAUGUCAGAUGAGCAGCGGCGAUAUGAGCUGCAGCUGAUGUUUGAGCAUCCUGCAUUUGACAGGCUACUGCAAAGGGCCAUGAAGAGUGUGGGGCACAUGCGCACUGAGGACAUGGCUUAUUCUCUCAUAGGUAUGGUCAAACUGGGUGUUCCCCAACGUAGCCGCGUGGUCCAGACUUUCCUCCGAACCUGCCAGGAGAAACUGAAUGACUUUGAUGAGAAGGGCCUAUCCAUCUUGGCCUCCUGUCUGGAACAUAUGGAGGGCAGCCCCAACGUUGCUGCACUUAAGGAGGGCAUGAGGCUGGUAGUUGAGGCCCGUCUUCCUGGGAUCAAGAAUGUAAUGGCUCUCCAGACCAUGAUGCGUCUGUUGGGGAAAGAUGCCCCACUGGACCUCAAACGGAAACUAGAGGGAAAGGCUUUAUCGAUGACAGACCAGUUCAGCCUUCCCAACACCCAGUACAUGAUCUCCACUAUGGCCACAAUGGGCUUCUACUCCAAACCACUGCUGAACGUUUGCAGUAAGAAGAUCAAAGAAAACCUCCAUGGAAUCCCCUUCAACAGAUUGUUUACAGUUCUGCAGUCCUGUAGGGAGCUGCACUACAGAGACUUAGAUCUGCUCACUGACAUUUCAGACUAUGUCGCCUCUCUGAUAGACAUAUGGACCAACAAACAGUUGCUCCUCUUCCUGUCUGUGUUUGAGAACCUUGUCUUCUGUCCCGCUGCCUUAAUGGAGGCAUUUGCUGAGAAGGUGAUCGACAAUCCAGAUGCUCUGACACUUAAAGACCUCCUCUGUGUCCUCAAGGUGUACUCCUCUUUGAACUAUGAUCUGCAGCACCAGAGACAACAGUUCCUGGAUAGUCUCUGCCGGGCUUUGGACUCCUAUCUGCCCAAGAUGUCUGGGUUUGAGUUGUUAAAGGCUGUAUACUAUCUGUGUCUACUGGGCCACUUCCCCUCUGCACUACUGGAGCAACUCCUGCAGAGCAGGACCCUGGAGCAGUUUAACAUUACAGCACCCAAGUUUCUCCAUGGCCAGGAGAGAAUGUUUCAGACAGUGAACUUGUGCCUCCGUCUUGACCAUCCUCCGCUCCUUCAGCCCCUGUCUGUUCCCCCAUCUCUCCUUGGAGACCCUGCCCCCAGCAGUCCAUCAGCCAACCCGUGGCUCUCACAGGGCCUGCAGAGUGUGUUGGGGGACCAGGCAGACACGAUGCUACAGGAAAUGGUGGUGGUGGAGGACUUCUACUUAAUAGAUGGUGUGAUAACCAAACCUCUGCCAAACCAAAGCUCUGUGACGGAAGCGAGUAGUUGUGUAGGAGACGAGUGUUCUCCAGCAGAGAGCAGUCAAAGAAUUGCAGUCAUUUGCGCACCACACUCUGGUUUUUGCUAUGGUACGUCCAAUCCCCGUGGUCCUCUGGCUGUCAAGACUCGCCACCUGGAGAUCCUGGGAUAUAACCCUGUCUUGGUAACGGAGCAGGAGCUGCAGUCUGUGUCUGAGGAGAAGAGGACCGAGUUUCUCAGGGCGCGGAUUUUUCCAGAACACCACAGAUCAGACACACAGCCCUAAAAUGGAGCAACUGGGAUCUUGAGGACAGAUGUCAAUGUUAAAUUGAUGCCAAGAACCAUACGUGGUUCAGUAGUCUCAACCUGUGCAAUCAUCAUGAACACACAGAUUUUGUUUUGCUAUUCAAAGCUUUGUAAACAAUUAAGAAGGAAUAAAUAUAUUAAAGUAUUUAAAUAAAUGUG